Molecule: messenger RNA, 3264 nt
Organism: Debaryomyces tyrocola
Lineage: Eukaryota; Fungi; Ascomycota; Pichiomycetes; Serinales; Debaryomycetaceae
Source: the annotation of a GenBank genome assembly
AUGUCAUAUAAUCCCUAUCGACUGAGGAAUUACGGGGGAGGAUACGCAAAUAACGGUUAUCGACAACGACAUUAUUAUAGUGAUUAUAAUGAGAAUUCCCAUCAUUCUUCAUACCGUGAUCAAUAUAGCAGAAAUGGGACUUAUUCUGGAAGUAAUGGGCGUUACUACAAUUCAGGUACGAGUCGAAAUGCUCCACCACCAAGUUCAUCAGCAUAUUCGUCGGAUUCGUCGUCACGUACUUACCCAAACUCGUCUAGUUCAGGUCCAACAAAGAUCCCAGUGGGGCCCAAAUCAUUGACAAUAGAUGGUUCUACAAAUGGAGACCUGCCAACAUCGGAAACUCAGAAGCAUAAUAAGCCCCCGGCGAAUGAAGUGAGCGGGACUGAUCCUACUACAGGUGUUAAUCCAAAUGAUUCGAAUUUUACGCAACUUUUACUUCACCAGGAUCUACUGAAACAAAUUGAAUUUUCAAGCGAAAUAGACCCAAAGAGAAACUACAAAGUGAUAUACGACCCGGAGUUAGAUAAAUCACUUUCCAAAGCAGAGCGCAAGACCAAGCAGAAAAAAAUUAGGUUUAAUGGGGAAUCACUUUCUAGCCAUGAUAUCACUGAUCCAAGAAAAUCAAGUUCUGGGAGCACAUCAGCAUACUUCCUUAAGCCAAAUAAAAAAUCAAAGAAAUUUCCCUUUAAGCAAUUACCGCAACCUAAGUUCGUUUACGAUAAAGAUUCUUUAGGACCCCCGCCACAGAAUGAAAUAGUUGUGUGGGACUUACCAUCAACAACAAGCGAGGUUUAUUUGAGUAAUUUUUUCAAAAGUUAUGCUGAUCCAAUUAAAGAUUUGAAAUUCAUUAAUGAUCCCUUGAAUGCUGUUCCGUUGGGUAUUGCUACAUGCAAAUUUCAAGGAAACCCAGAUAAGUCAAUGCGUAUUGCGAAGAAGUUUAUUGCUAAUGUCAGAAUAAACCAUACCAAAAUAGAUGGUGCUGAAUUAAAAAUUGCCCUUAAUGAUAACGAUAAUAAGUUAUUGGAUAGUAAAAUAAAGGUAGCACGGGAUAAGUUGCGACUUUCAAGACUUAAAAUCGAAGAAGAAGAGAAAAAGCGACUUAAAAAGCAACAAGCAAUUGAAGACCAAAAGAGACGGGAAAUAGAAAAGGCAGCGAAAGAAAAGAAAUUGCAAGAAUCUGCAAAUUCUUCGCAUGAAUCAAGAUUCAAACCUAAUACAACAACAUUAUCAAUAAGACAUCAUAACGAAGUUAUUCCUGGCGUGUUUUUACCUAGGGAAUUAAGAAAAUACAUUAAGGAUCGUCCUUAUAUUUUUAUAAACGAUAAGUAUGUGCCUAUUAGGAAAGUUUCAUCCCAAGAUAUUAAAAAGAUUCUCAACAAGUACGAUUGGACGAGAGUCCUUCCUGAUAGAUCCGGUUUUUUCGUUGUAUUCAACUCAAUAAAGGAAUGUGAAAGAUGCUUCAUAAAUGAAGACGGAAGAAAGUUUUUUGAAUAUAAAAUGUUUAUGGAAUUAGCAUUGCCCGAAAAUUUCAAUGAAAGCUCCUCGCUGACUUCUAAUAAUGAUAACCCUGAUUUAUUUGCAUCCAAUAGGAAACAGAAUGAUGUUGUGGAAGAAGCAAGUAAUAUGUUGAUCAAGGAAUUUCAGAACUUCUUAGCUAAGGACAUCAGGGAAAGAGUCAUUGCACCUGUUGUUCUUGAUUUAUUAAGCCAUGAUAAAUACCCAAAAUUGGUGGAAGAACUCAAGGCUAAAGAAUUGGCCACUAAGAAAGCAGCAUCACCUAUAAUCACUAACGCUGUACGUCAAGUUAAACAGAAGCCUAAUGUGUUGUCUUCUCUUGCUAUUAAGAGCAAACCCCAAGCAAUAUUACCAAGCUUUAGAAAAAAGAAGGAUUUGCCAAACACUGGGUUAAAUUCAGCUAACAAAGCGAAAAAGAAUGUAAUUCCAAUGCAACAUGCGCUUAAUUAUGAUCACGAAUCUGAUGAAUCAGACGAGGAUGAUUCGACUAGAUCAACUACUCCUUUAACUCCAACAUUGAAGAGAGAGCGAAGUCCGACUGUUAGCAGUGUGAGUAAUGAUAACGAUAUUGAAGAUAAAUUGGAAGACAUUCAAAAACCUCUGAAAAAGAAGCAGAAGAAAACAAAAUUGCAUCAAUCAUUCUUGUAUGAUUCAGCUUCUGAUGAAGAUGUGGAAGCUGUUUCAGAAGAAAAGGAGGUAGAAAAGGAUGAAAGUGAAGGUGAAGACAUAGAUUAUUCUCAUAUCGAUAAAAUUUAUCAACCUACAGAAGAUUAUCCACGGCCGGUAUAUGAAGAAGUCCCAAGGUUUCCUAGUGACCCGCUUGAUUUGGAUGCCUUACAAAGUAUCAUCAAAGAUGAUGAAGACAUCACAUUACUUCAAACGGCAUUGGAUGAUGUUACAUCUGAAUCGGAUAUAAAGAAUAUGGAAUACUGGGCUUGGAAGCAGAAGGAUAUUAAAGCUAAGGCAGGCGUCCAAGAGAUUUCUGAGGAUUUAGAAGUCAUAGGUCCAUUGGAUUCUCGAUUCGACUCAAAGAGUGGUGCAUUCAAGAGUGAAGGAUACAGAAAGAUUCCUGAUGCCGAUAAAAUUGAGUAUCUUCCCCAUCGUCGUAAGAUUCAUAAACCAAUUAAAACUAUUCAACAUGACGAUGAUGAAUCGAAUGCUAACAAUUCUACAACGAACAAUAAUAAUAAUAAUAUUCAAAGUUCUCGUGUCAAUAGAGCUAAUAACAGAAGGUUUGCUGCUGAUAUCAGUGCGCAGAAGCAAAUGCUUGGAAGUGAAACAGAUAUUUUAAACUUAAAUGCUCUUACUAAACGUAAGAAGCCUGUUUCAUUUGCCAGAUCUGCUAUUCACAACUGGGGAUUGUAUGCGUUGGAACCAAUUGCAGCUAAGGAAAUGAUCAUUGAGUAUGUUGGUGAGAGUAUCCGUCAACAAGUUGCAGAACACAGGGAAAGAAGUUAUUUAAAGACAGGAAUAGGCUCGUCAUAUCUCUUUAGGAUCGAUGAAAAUACAGUGGUAGAUGCCACUAAAAAGGGUGGUAUAGCAAGAUUUAUUAAUCAUUGCUGUAACCCAAGUUGUACUGCUAAAAUCAUUAAAGUCGAAGGUAAGAAAAGAAUUGUUAUUUAUGCAUUACGUGAUAUUGAAGCUAAUGAAGAGUUGACUUAUGAUUAUAAGUUCGAAAAGGAGACCAACGAUGCUGAGCGUAUUAGAUGUCUAUGUGGUGCUCCUGGUUGUAAAGGUUACUUAAACUAA